GUCAGUGCAGGCAUGCCGGCUGCGGCGUCGUUGCUGUACUUGCUGGCGAUCUCGGCCGCGUCGCUGCUGCUGGCCCUCUUGCAGGGCGGCGAGCGAGUCCAGCUAGUGGUGCCGACGCGUCAGGGCCUCGUGAGGGGUUCCACCGAGACGACGAGGGGCGGCAGGCAGUACCUGGCCUUCUACAAUCUGCCGUUCGCCAAGCCGCCGGUGGGGAAACUCCGCUUCAGGAGCCCUCGACCUCCUGACUCCUGGCUGAACAUCCGCGAUGCCACCGUCCCGGGCCCAGUAUGCCCACAGAAUAAAGCGCUGGGGCCCGACGAGAGUGAGGACUGCCUAUACCUAAAUGUCUUCACGCCAGAGUUAAAACCUGCUGUCCCUCUUCCGGUAAUGUUUUUCAUUCAUGGAGGUGGCUGGAUAGGAGGCACUGCAAAAGGGUACGAGGCAGGAUAUCUCCUUGAUCACGACGUCGUUCUCGUCACCAUCAACUACCGUAUCGGUGUUCUAGGUUUCCUAAGCACGGACGAUGAAGUUUGUCCGGGUAAUUACGGUCUCAAGGACCAAGUGGCAGCGUUGAAGUGGGUUCAGCAGAACAUCGAGGCGUUCGGCGGUGACCCUGGCAACGUGACGAUCUUCGGCCAGAGUGCGGGAGGAGCUAGUGUGAACUACCAUAUGUUGUCCCCUCUUUCUAAAGGUCUGUUCCAGAAGGCUAUUUCCGAGAGUGGUGUAGCAUCGGCAACUUGGGCGGUCAGAAGACCGGGUUUGGACAAGGCUCGCAAAGUGGCAGCCCUGCUUGGAUGCCCUACAGAACCAAACACCGCGUUGGUUGAAUGCCUGCGGGGCAUCGAUGCGUUCAACCUCACCGCUACACUGUUGCACUUCAUUGAGUGGUUCUUCUGUCCUAUGUCUCCAUUCCAUCCAGUGAUAGAAAAACAUCAUAAAGAUGCAUUUCUGUCAGAAAACAUAUUGGACCUAAAGCCUCAUUCUUUUAUUCCAUGGGUUGUUGGUGUGACUAAAGAGGAAGGAGCCUUAUUUACUGGAGCUUUUGUCGCAAAUAAAACGUUGUUGCAAGAACUAGACGAGAAGAGUGACAAAUUAUUCCCCCUGUGUCUAGCAUAUCAGACGUCAGCACGGGCUAAGCUCAUAACCCAGAAGAUACGCAACUUCUAUUUCUCGUCCGGUAAACUGACUAUGAAUGGAGUUGCUGACAUGUGCACCGAUGGUUUCUUUUCAUGGAAAACGGACAACGCUGUUAGGAAGUACAAAGACAAAGGUUUUGUGUAUUACUACCGUUUUUCGUACAGAGGGAAGUACAGCAUGUCGCAGUUAUUCGGCGGCGGCGACAAGAAUUUAGGUGCCGCACAUGGAGACGAACUCUUAUACUUAUUUUCAAAGAACCCCUACAUUGCAACAUACGGAGAGCUGCCAGCAAAGGAUACUCAAGUCGUGAAGACGAUGACUAAACUCUGGACAGACUUCGCUAGAACAGGAAAUCCAACACCGAAUGACGCGCCGCUGCAUUGGCCAAGAGUAACGUCAGACGAUGAGCUGGAGUUUCUGGACAUUGGUGAGAAGUUGGAAGUAAAGAAGGGGCUCUCACAGGAGCGGAUCCACUUUUGGAACUCACUUCCUUUCUGAGAAAGACCGCAUCGAACACUUGUAAUGAUACUGAUUGUAACAAACCUCUGAUAAUUUAUGAUUUUUUCUUCGAAAGAGAAAUAAAAAGGAAACGAAAACUGUGACAGAAACUACAUACUAGUCUCAGAAAGUAAAA
Schistocerca cancellata (South American locust) is the source of this 1771-nucleotide messenger RNA. Its product is annotated as juvenile hormone esterase-like. The transcript is spliced from 10 exons. The coding region runs from base 13 to 1635 and encodes 540 amino acids. The record is from RefSeq and is a predicted model, not a curated record. Lineage: Eukaryota; Metazoa; Arthropoda; Insecta; Orthoptera; Acrididae.